Molecule: messenger RNA, 2990 nt
Organism: Biomphalaria glabrata
Lineage: Eukaryota; Metazoa; Mollusca; Gastropoda; Planorbidae
Product: tripartite motif-containing protein 2-like
Exons: 2
Coding region: 117-1196 (359 amino acids)
Biological process (GO): positive regulation of DNA-templated transcription
Cellular component (GO): chromatin; nucleoplasm
Molecular function (GO): ubiquitin-protein transferase activity; zinc ion binding
Source: RefSeq, a predicted model, not a curated record
UGUCUGAUAACUCUAUGUACAGUUAGCAUAUAUUAACAAGCUAAUUAAUGACGUAUACUAGACUUACCUGUGUAUUUGAAUAGAUACAAGAACAUCUUAUAUAUAGAGAGAGAGUAAUGGACACUUUUGAUGGAUUCACCUCCAAGCGUUCAGGAAAGCAAACCUGGCAACUUCCUGAAGACAUGUUAGGACAAGGAAGCGACGUUCUCACAAAAUCUGAGCCAGAUUUUUCAAGCUUACCAUCCUCAAGUAUCUCUCUGCUUCAGACUAUACGUGAAAACUUUCUCAUCUGCUCUGUCUGCAGUGAAAAUUACGACAAUGGAGAACGACAGCCGAAAUUACUGCCUUGCAACCACACUUUCUGUAAACACUGCCUGAUUCAGAUGGUGCAAACACUUAGAAAACCCGAACAUUUUCUUCAGUGUCCAAUUUGUCGUAGAAACACUUAUAGAAACAUUGACCUAGACAGAUUGCCAUUAGAUCACAAAGCUCUUCGGAUGAUGGACUGCAUUUCCGGUUCUGCUCAAAACGGAUGCUCGAAACAUGCCGACCAGCCUUUGAGCUUCUUUUGCAGGACAUGCUGUACUUCCAUCUGUAGAGACUGUACUGUCAUUGACCACAGAGAUUCCAAAAACCACGACAUCACAAAUAUAAACGAAGUCGCCAAAGAAAUCGAGGGCGAAUUUCUAUCCAUUCAAACGCGAGCGGCUGAAGUCUUGUCUCAGUUUGACCAGAAAUUUGGUGCCCCAAAAACUGCUCAAAAGAAACUUGAUCGAUACGAGGCAAGUGCCAAGGAAAUGGUUAACUACGUGUUUGAGGAACUUAUUGAAAACUUGAAACAAAGAAACGCAUAUUUACAAGAGCAAAUCUCGGAUGCUGUUAGUCGUGAGAGACACGUGCUCAAACGUGUCCAGGACGAUGUUGAAAUCGAGAGGAAGAGUUUCUCCCUUCUGGUGGAGCAGCUCAACCAGAUGUCGAUCAUCGAUGAUGCCUUUUCCGCCAUUGAAGUGUUCAAUGAGUUAAAACUGAAAGAAAAGUCUUUGCUCUUGACGAUUGAAGAAGGAAGCGAGGCCUUAGGCCUUGUUCGCUUUAACUUUGUCCCUGUUAAUUGUGACAAGCUGCUAAGUGAGAUCAGUGACCUAGGAGAAAUUGAGACCUUGAAAGACAAUGGGUCAGCAGAGAGUUCAAGGUUAUAGAUCAGGGGUUCUCAACCUGUGGGUCGCGACCCCUUUGGGGGUCGAUUGACGAAUUGCCAGGGGUCGCCUAAGACCAUCGAAAAUAUGGAUUGUUAUUGUCUAUUGCUGUUUGUGUGUGUUUUUUCUUUUUUUUUUUGGGGGGGGGGGGGUCGCGGCAGAGUGGGAAAAUAUAAAAAGGGGUCGCCGAGCUUAAAAGGUUGAGAACUGCUGUUAUAGAGUGUAGUGGACACAGAAGAUAUGGAGUGUAUGUUCAACUGAUUUUGAGAAAUCAAGUGUAAUAAUAAUUACACUUGAAAUAUGUGUUUGUAUGUUGACUAAUUGCAGGCGACCCUCUUUGGCAAGCUCACAGGAGACUGCGUAACAGAGGUGCCCGCUAUAAAAGAUCAACUCAGGCUUCAUUUCGCUCUCACUGGCUUAAAUGAAAGUAGCUGGCCGAAGAUGGUCUCUGAAUUAGUUCUCUUACAAAGGCUCAGGGACACAUAUUUGGGACUGAAAGAAAAGCCAUUAUUCAAGACAGGAUCAGAAAACGAAAAGCAAAAAUUAAAUAGACUUCCAUCGUACAACGGCUUUGUCUGCAUGAGAACAAUAAGCAGGGGGCAUAACUGGGUUUGUGUAGACAUGUGAAAUACUGACUAAUCUUAUAUCUUUUAAAUCUAAGAUAUUAUUUAUGUAAACCCUUGAUAAGCAUUUUCAUUUCUUUAUAAACGUUUUGGUGAAAGUUUGCAACGCAGUGCAAAAUAUUUUAGGAUUUUUGACGAAAGUAAUUGUCACCAUUAAUAUGCGUUACGAAAAAAAUUAUUGUUGAAAAUGUUAAUGUUUAUUUUAUGGUAGAAAUUAAAUACAUGCAUUAUAUUUUUAACUUAAUUCUCUAUAAUUAAACUCUUCAAAAGUGCCUGAAACUAUACGUCAUCAUAUAAGAAGACUUUCAUUAAGUAAGAUAUUUCUUAGGUACUUUUGUUAUUAAAUUUGUUAUAAAUAUUUGUUAGGAAUUUUUGUUAUGAAAUUUGUUAUAAAUAUUUGUUAUGAAUUUUUGUUAUGAAAUUGUUUAUUUUUGUUAUGAAUUUUUAGACGUAUCCAGCUAAUCGGAAUAUAACUUUCUUCCUAACUUUUGUUCUCUAUAACAUGAAAAUAAUUUUACUGAUCCAAAAAGAUAAAGGAAUGUCUAAGUUCUUUAAAAAAGAAGGGAGAAGGUUUUCCGUGCUGCCUUUAGGCGCUAAGUAAACACAACUCUGCUCGAGGCGGGAGUCGAGCCCUUCCAUAGGUAGCCAAGCUAAGCAAAGCUCAAACGUACUUAGCCUCUCGACCACACUUCCCAUAAUGUUAGGUCAGCUCCCAAACAUAAAAAAAAGGUGGCGUUUCUGAGCCUAACGCACACCUGGUUGAUAAUUGAACUUACGAACAUCGGAGAUGAUUGUCAGUGUGUUGGCAACACUGUAUCCUAGUUUCAAUAACACAUUUCUGUUGGUAGAGAACAAAAGAGUUCUAUAAAACAUUGAACUUGGAGUCAUAUCGACAAAACAAAGUGGUGCCAAGAUGAAGAUCGCUGACUCUAACUGCUAAAUGCAGAGGCGGCGCUAAUGUGUAUGAAAGAGGUGGCUACAGUACAGCGCUAGAAUGUCAGAAACAAUAAUUGCAUUAUAAUAAAACAAGAACAACAUUAAAAAAAUACUUUAAAGAAAUUAAAGCUUAUACGGAGAGUAAUUGUAUCAAUUAGUUUGGAUCAGUGAUGUUAUUAAAUUUGUAAUAGAUCUAGACUAUUCUAGACCAACAACAAUAAAUCUAUGGGAUUAACAA